AUGCCAUCAAUCUCUUUAAUAUCCAAGAUCAAGUCAAAGGUCAAACAUCAAGGUGAAGUAGCAGCGUGCAAGAUCAAGGUCGACACCGCCGAAGCCCUCGGCGUGGCCGUACACGACACAACGCCUCUAGUAUCCCUCAAAGCGGAGGCUAGCGAGCUCUUCAAGAGUGGGGACAGUAAGGGUGCAAAGAGGGUUUACACCCGAGCUUUAGCUCAUACAGACCUCGACCCCCAUGAAAAGGCCGUGCUGUAUUGUAAUCGAGCCGCAGCUGAGAUGAAACUGCGGAGGUUUGAGGAUGCUAUUGCGGACUCUAAGCGGAGCGUCGAGGCAGAUCCAAAUUAUUCCCGCGGGUAUGAACGACUAGCCACAGCUCAAUUGGGUCUACAUCGAUAUAAUGAUGCAUACGAGUCUUACGGAAAGGCUAUUGCACUCCUGGACGACAUCUCUGAACCAACCUCGGCAGAUAUCGCGCGCAAAGUCAAGAUUGAGCAAGCUCUGGCUGAAGCGCAACGCAAGGAAGCCGGACCUGAUGUGUUGCUUAUUCGUAACGCGACUGGAAGUAUGCCUUGGGACAAGGCAGCAGCGCUGCGUCCGAGCAUGAACGCUUCGGACGGGACAUGCACGAGCGCCUGGAUUAUUCUCGAAGCACAUGAGCUUUUCAAUAAAGGUUGCGAGGCUCUUUGGGAGCUCCAAAGAACCGAGACUUCGGAAGGCACUGUUAUUUAUGGACGUCUUGGUGCUGUUGUUAAUAUUACAGAUGGACUUUUGCGAGAUGAGAGGGCGUUCCACAUGACAACCCCAGAUUGGAAGGAUCGUUACGGCUACCAGGCGCAAUACGAAGCUAUGGAGUAUAAUGCAUGGAUCAAUCAAGCUGACGAGGCUACCAUUAUGCGUGAAAUUCGCGAGCGCGUUGCUGGUCCCGGCUGGGAUAAUGUGCGACCUGCAUUAGAUUUGACCGUGCGUGCGUGGAUCAUGCACGCCUUCCUGCUGCGCUCGAUCCCCGACUAUAAUACCGCGGUGCACUUGUUGCAAAAGGUCCAGAGGUUCUUGACAUGGGGCGAUCACCAAUGGCCAGAUGUUCCGACUAGCCAACGUGGGGUUAUCUUUGAGCAUACGUUCCGCCGAAGUGUGAAACGUUUGUACUUGCAUACGCUUUAUCAAGCAAUUAUCAACAACCCAGGACCCAAUUCACCAUUCUCAUUGGCCGAGCUCAAGAAUACAUCUGCUGCUAUCCUUGAGGAUGUCGAACAGCACCCACCCGAAUCUGAAGACAAGGAAAAAUUGACUCCAGGAUACAUUGCCGCAUAUUGGCUCUACCCUACUGCUGAGGCUCUAAUCAUCGAUGGUUUCUAUCACAUGCAGUUGGCUCUCACUUCAGUUCCCGUCGACCCUGUCAAGCAAAAGGCGAAUUUCAGGCUGGCCUAUGAGAAAUACCUGUCUGGAGCUGAACGGUUCCCCAAGGACGACGAGAACCACGCUUAUUACCUCAAGAGCGCUCUGGAAUGCCUUAUGGAGAGCGGCGCCACAUUGACGGAGACGCUCCCACUCAUGGAGCGUGUGCGCAAGGCCACACCCCUCAUGAAAAACAUUUGGGAAACUUCUGGUAUGGCGCUGUGUGGCCGAGAUGCCGCGCUCCAAGCUGUCAUCUCCUUUGAGGAAGGCGUUCAGAAGCAGCUCAAAGAUGGCACGCUCACAAUGAACGACUCGGUUACAAUGCCCCAUUCGGGAAACCUCUAA
Rhizoctonia solani is the source of this 1737-nucleotide messenger RNA. RefSeq names its product small glutamine-rich tetratricopeptide repeat-containing protein beta. The record is from RefSeq and is a predicted model, not a curated record. Bases 1 to 1737 code for a protein of 578 amino acids. Gene Ontology annotation, biological process: post-translational protein targeting to endoplasmic reticulum membrane. Gene Ontology annotation, cellular component: TRC complex; membrane. The transcript is spliced from 10 exons. Gene Ontology annotation, molecular function: molecular adaptor activity; protein binding. Lineage: Eukaryota; Fungi; Basidiomycota; Agaricomycetes; Cantharellales; Ceratobasidiaceae.